UGGUCAUUAUAUUUAUAUUGAGAGUUCACUUCAACGCUACGGAGAAAAAGCCAGACUAAUCAGCCCAGUGCAGCUAUCUGGAGGAUUUUGCCUUAUUUUCUGGUACAGUAUGUUUGGGACAGGCAUUGGGAGUUUAAAUGUUUACAUGAAGUCAGACACAGAAAUGCCUCUCUUUUCUCAAAGUAAUAGUUCGGACAACAAUAAGUGGAUAAAAGCUGUUGUGAGCAAAGAUUCGCCUACCGAUUAUCAGAUUAUAUUUGAUGGAACUGUUGGCAACAAUGUCAAGGGAGAUAUUGCUAUUGAUGAUAUCACACUAACGACUGGGUUUUGUUCUCCAGCAUGCACCUUUGAUGAUGGACUCUGUAAUUGGAGACAAGAUCAGAGUGAUGGCUUUGAUUGGACCAGAGAGACAGGUCAAACAAAUACUCCUCUAACAGGGCCGCCAUCAGAUCAUAAUACAGAAAACAAUGGUUAUUACAUAUAUGUUGAAACAAGUUACCCGCGUGAAUAUGGAGACAAAGCAAGACUAAUCAGUCCAGUGCAGGGCAGUGGUCUUCAUUGCUGGACAUUUUGGUACAGUAUGUUUGGAAGACAUAUCAACAAACUCUCUGUAUACAUUAAAACAAAAUUUUGUACGGAAAUACUUAUCUUUUCAAAGGAGAAUGGAACGAAAAUAGCGGACUGGAUGAAAGCUGACAUUAGCCUACAAACAUUUUCAGAAUACGAGAUUAUCAUUGAAGGAAUUCGUGGGAAUGGUCCUGAAGGAGAUAUUGCAGUUGAUGACAUUACAAUGACAAAUGAUACAUGUAAAACAGGUACAAAAUAAUGUUGUUUAGAGG
Molecule: messenger RNA, 839 nt
Organism: Ruditapes philippinarum (Manila clam)
Lineage: Eukaryota; Metazoa; Mollusca; Bivalvia; Venerida; Veneridae
Product: MAM domain-containing glycosylphosphatidylinositol anchor protein 2-like
Exons: 5
Coding region: 110-826 (238 amino acids)
Cellular component (GO): membrane
Source: RefSeq, a predicted model, not a curated record